CCCUUUCGGGGAGGGAACCAAAUCCUCCCAGGAGACCCGAAGAAGCCGUUCUUCCAGGGAUGGAGCCGUCGAAAUUAUGGGGAGACCGUCCCCGCGCCCCCAAAGAGGCUGAAAGAGAGAGACUUUGCCUCACCUUCGCCCUCCGCGGCGGGAAAAGAACAGGCAUCGCCCGCGCAGCCCAAGCCUUCGAGCUAUUUGGAGUCAAAAUCGACCACCUGGAAACGAGGCCCAUUAGAAUUUGGAGAAAUACUGAUGAGGAUCUUGAGGUUUUUGUGAGGUGUGAGGUUCCAAACUGUAAAGUCAGCAACCUUAUCAGUUCUUUAAAGGAAGUGGCUGAAGAUGUGAAGACAAAGAGAGAAGAGAAAACUCCCUGGUUCCCUAAGAAAAUAAGAGAUCUUGACCAGUGCCAUCGCCUGAUCACCAAAUAUGAUCCAGGUUCAGAUCAUCACCACCCAGGAUACAGUGAUCCAGAAUACAGGAAGCGCAGAGCCUUUAUUGCUGACUUGGCCUUUAACUUCAGACACGGAGACCCAUUACCAAGAGUUGAGUACACUGCACAUGAAACUGCUACAUGGAAAGAAAUCUAUCAGAAGCUGAGCAGUCUGUAUCCCACUCAUGCCUGUAAACGGUACCUGGAAGCAUUCGACCAGCUUGAAAAAUACUGUGGAUACCAAGCAGACUGUAUCCCUCAACUGCAAGAGGUUUCUGCAUUUUUAACAGAAAGGACAGGAUUUAAGUUGAGGCCAGCCGCAGGGCUUCUAUCUGCUCGGGACUUCCUUGCCGGAUUGGCGUUCCGUGUCUUUCAGAGUACACAGUACAUCAGGCACUCAUCGUCCCCUAUGCAUUCUCCCGAACCGGAUUGCUGUCAUGAACUGUUGGGCCAUGUUCCCAUGUUAGCUGAUAAGGAUUUUGCCCAAUUCUCACAGGAUAUUGGACUGGCUUCCCUUGGAGCAUCUGCUACAGAUAUAGAAAAUCUAUCAGCUCUCUACUGGUUUACUGUUGAAUUUGGUCUUUGCAAACAAAAUGGAGCUAUCAAAGCCUAUGGAGCAGGCCUCCUUUCCUCGUAUGGGGAGCUGAUGUAUGCUCUAUCAGAGAAGCCCGAAUACAAACCCUUUGACCCAGAUAUGAUGGUGGUCCAGCCAUACCAGGAUCAGUCAUUCCAGUCCAUCUACUUUGUAGCAGAGCAUUUUGAAGAUGCAAAAUCUCAGCUCCAGAAAUAUGCCUUGACACUCAAGAAACCUUUUCCUUUGCAUUACGAUCCCUUUACAUGCAGCAUAGAAGUGCUCGAUUCACCACGAAAAGUGAAAGAAGUCAUCACUCACUUGAAAGAAGAACUGGGAAACCUGUGUCAUGCUUUUGAAAGGUUUUCUUAAAAGGAUUUGGAUUUAAUCUUUCAUGACGAUAAAUGUAAUGUUAGGAGACAUGUACAUUUUGCUGGCUUAAAUAAAUUUGGUAUUCAGGUAUACUGAUGGCACAGCCUGAGAAAAUAUUUUUAAGAAGAACUGAUUAAAUGACCUGCUGAAGGCAUGCAUAACUGGGCAGUAAUAGGAAGGUGUUCAUCUGUGUACUACAGCAGGGCUUCUUAAUUUUUUUUCCAAUUGCAACACCUUUCUGCCUGAGAAAUUAUUAUUUGACCCUGGUUAUAUGUGUAUAUAAAAUAAGUAUUAGAAAAAUCAAACAUUUACCGAUAUCAAAUCAGCAUUGGCAAGGCUGGCUAAACAGGCUCCUAUUUUGUGGAGCAUAGCUGAAUCAUCCUCUGAUUAAGGUAUCUGCGAAUCUAAGGACCAGACUAAUAUUGUCACCAGCAUUUUAAUGGUUGAAUUGGGCCACGGCUGGGAUGCUGUAUUAUUCAUUUUAUGGCAAUUUGUACUGUGUUUCCUUUAUUUUGAAAUUGGACUUUUUGUAAUGUAUUGUUUUUAUCUUAACUGUUGUUAUCAUUGUUUAAUAUAUGAUGUUAUUUUACCUCUAAUUUUAUGUGUUAUGGCACUGUAUGUGCUUCUGUAAGCCACCCAGAGUCCUUCUGGGAGAUGGUGGUGGUGGGGGGGUAUGUUGUUGUUGUUCUGCAGAAUCCACUAGAAAUGCUACACAACAGAUUUGUGUAAAUGUCUAAAACAGCCAUUAGAUGACAUUUAGAAAACAUUUACUGUUGCCAAUGUUUUCAUGACCCCAACAUUGAACUCAGGAACCCCAUUUGGGGUUGGGAGCCACAGUUUAAGAAGUGCUGUCUUACAGCAUCAUCCUAUAACUGCUCAGUUCUGGAGAGCUUCCUUGACAAGUGAUUAUAUUCCUUCUUAAAAGUAACAUUCCAAGCUAUAGUAAUGAUUCCUAGAACAAAAUUGGUUAGCUAGACAUUGAAUGUGAGUGUGAAAAGCAAUAUGUUCUUUAAAAUGCCCUGAAUAUUCAGGCUGCCACUGUUUUUUUAAGGGUGCAUGGACAGUAUAGGAUUAAUGUAUUUUGGCACUACUUUAGCUGCCAUGGCUCAGUGCUAUAGAAGCAAGGGAGCUGUAGUGAUACAAAGCCUUUUCUGCCUCACUAGAUCACAAAUCCCCCAGUUCUGUUUCUUCCAAUGGGAUUAGCAGGGUGGACAUAAUAAGCUGAGAACCAAAGUGUGUGCCCUGGUUCUCCAAAUGAGCCUACUUUGAUCCUUGCUUCCAAGGGUCAGUCCCAAGAUUUUCAGAGAGUCGUCAAAAUAAGUAGAAACUAUAUAUAUAUAAAAAAACUCCCAGCAACCAAGUUUUCAUGCAGCUCUAAACUGUUGGUCACUGGCUCAAGGUCAGAAGGUGGGUAUUUCCUGUACGGAGGAAUGUGCCUAUAUAGGCUAAUAAGAAUGUGAACAAUCUGUAGUUGAGAUGAUGUAUGAUUGUGUUGUAAUUUGACAAUAUUUCUGCUAUAACCACCAGAUGGCAACGUAACAUUGAGAGUCACAAUUUCUGCCCUCCCCAAACUGCAAUGAAGUAACUUUCCCCCCUUCUUUUGGAUUAUUUUUUCAGUUAAUAGAAAAUAUACUGUUUGACGUAUUGAAGGCAAAAACAUGUGUAUGCAAAGCUACCGAUUUGCUUCACUUUCUCCUGAUAUGACUUUAUCAUUUUAUUUUUUAUUGCCUCUGUGCCCACUAUCCUGAAAGGUAAAAAAAAUUCUGGCACUAGCCCACGAAGGAGAAGUUCUGUGCUAAUAAAAAUUGGAGGCAUUGUCAAAACAAGGUGUAGAUAUUGCUCAGUGUUUUUGUCUUACAUAGCAGACACAUCCACAUCACCAUAAAAGGGAACGGCCACACUCAGUAAUUAUUUGUGCUUUUAAGUAUUUUCAUCUGUGGUCUAAAAUGCCAUGGGCAGGUUCUUGACAGGAGACGAUUGCAGAAAGUAUGUAAUUUCCUUGUUAGUUCAGCUCUAUUGGUUAUCACUCUGCACUGGCUUCUAGUCUUGGCACAACUAAAGUCGAUAUUUGUGACUUAUAAAGCACCAUAUGACUUAGAUCCUACUUGAAGGACUCUAUUCUAUAAUAAUCAUCAUCAUCCAAAAAUACAUCACACAGUCCUAGACACUUGGGAAGUGUUCGACUUGGGAUUUUGUGAUACGAAAUCCAGCAUAUCUAUCUUGUUUGCUGUGUCAUACAAUGUUGUUGUGUCAAUAAUAAUAAUAAUAAUAAUAAUAAUAAUAAUAAUAAUAAUAAUAAUGUAUUUAUACCCCACCACAAUCUCCCAUAGUGAACCUGGGGUGGCUUACAAAAUAGCACACAAAGAUGCCAUACAUAAAAUACAUAAUACAUAAAAUAAAAUACAUCAACACGAAAACAAUAAUAACAUUACAUAAACCCAAUAUAUAAAUUAGAUAAAACAACCUCUAUUAAAAUAGAAUCAGUUAAAAGAUCCAUAGCAGCCCAGCUGAAUGCACACAAUAUAGAUAUAAAGUGUUAAGUGAUUGGCAAUCAGGACUGUGCAGAAGGGGCCUUAGUGGCUGCUCCAAAGUAUAGGCUGACCCAUUCCCUCUUGUUCUUCUAUUGCCUAGUAAGCUAUUUUAUUCAGACAUCUUCCAUUUAAAUGAGGUUGCUGUUGAAAGGAGUUUGAACAAGUUGACUAAUAUUGUUUUUUCCCCUAUGAUGUAUUUUCAUUGUGCAUGUGAACAGUUUUUUGUUAUAUUUUUGUUUUCCUUUAUACCUUCCUUUUAUACCUUUAAUGAUGCUGUGAUGUAUGCUGAUGAUCAGAAUAAAAGGCUGGGCUGUGGCCCAGCUAGUAAAUCACCAGCAGUAAUAAGAACUACCAACCGAAAGGUGGCCAGUUCAAAGCCCGGUCGGUGUGAGCACCUGACCGUCAAGCCCAGCUCACUGUUUACCUAAGCAGUUUGAAAACAGCUUAUAAGCUGUAAGUAGAGAAAUUAGGCACCACAAAUUGCAGGGAAGGUAUUUUAUGACACCAUAAAUAACAAGACCAGAAAUGCGGUGACUGAGAGGAAGGUGGAAGGAGGAAGUCCUGAUGGCUCUUCAUCAUAGAGAAUGGAGCAACAGCACGCCCUGUGACAAAAUCUGAGCGCAACCUCAACCUCCAAGGCACCAAAAAAACUGGACUUCAAGACUACAUACCUCCUUCUGUUUGUCUUGUUCUGUCCGGUCUCCAAACAGCAUUGAAUGUUUGCCAUGUAUGUGUAGUGUGAUCUGCUUUGAGUCCCCUUGGGGAGAUAGGGGGGAAUAUAAAUAAAGUAUUAUUAUUAUUAUAACC
This is a messenger RNA of Anolis carolinensis (green anole), 4711 nucleotides long. Its product is annotated as tyrosine 3-monooxygenase. The transcript is spliced from 12 exons. Gene Ontology annotation, molecular function: iron ion binding; tyrosine 3-monooxygenase activity. Lineage: Eukaryota; Metazoa; Chordata; Lepidosauria; Squamata; Anolidae. Gene Ontology annotation, biological process: dopamine biosynthetic process from tyrosine. The record is from RefSeq and is a predicted model, not a curated record. Bases 60 to 1373 code for a protein of 437 amino acids. Gene Ontology annotation, cellular component: axon; perikaryon; cytoplasm.